Vanessa tameamea is the source of this 777-nucleotide messenger RNA. Its product is annotated as trypsin epsilon-like. Gene Ontology annotation, molecular function: serine-type endopeptidase activity. The coding region runs from base 1 to 777 and encodes 258 amino acids. The transcript has 3 exons. Gene Ontology annotation, biological process: proteolysis. The record is from RefSeq and is a predicted model, not a curated record. Lineage: Eukaryota; Metazoa; Arthropoda; Insecta; Lepidoptera; Nymphalidae.
AUGUUGCAUUCGUUGAUGUUACGAGUAUGUUUGUUUUAUUGUUUGUUGCAUCACGUAUGCAGUGGGUUGUUAAACUCCAGUGUAGAAGGUCGAAUAGUCAAGGGAUAUGAAGUUGAUAUAGACCUAUAUCCUUAUUCUGUUUUUUUGCAUUUUCAAAAGGACGUUCCUACAGCUUGUGGCUCUUCUCUCGUCAUGGACCGGGCUGUGGUAACUGCAGCUCAUUGUUUGAACGAACUUAAACACCGCGACGGUCGUAUUACAGCCUUCUUGGGAGCGACUAUACCUAUACAUGCUAAAGUAAUCAGGCAUGUUGUCGAUUACCGUACCCAUCCUCACUAUCGCGCAGAAAAAGGAAGGUAUAAUUUAGGCAUUGCGUUCUUUAAUGCCCGAGUGCCACUAGGUCGUUUUGUAAAAAAAAUACCGAUUGCUUUUAAAUCUCCAAUGCCUGGUGACUUUCUGUUUACUAGCGGCUGGGGUAAGCAAGUACCUAACAAGGUUCCAGAUUACAGCGACUUACGACAUCUAAAGGUAUCAAAACAAAUACUGAUAACGGACCGAGAGUGUGAACAGUACACUAAUUUCAGACUGUCUUCAGCAUACUUAUGUACUGUUUCUGUUAAUGGAUAUCAUUAUCAUGGAGAUUCUGGAAAUGGCUUGGUAACAAAAGAUCGUUUCUUGAUCGGCGUCGUGUCUUACAUGAUCAAUGAAGUCACUAUCUAUACCGAUGUUAUUUUUGAACGCCGCUGGAUAAUCUUAAAAUUUUUUGAAAAUUGCUAA